This is a messenger RNA of Nymphaea colorata (pocket water lily), 945 nucleotides long. RefSeq names its product wound-induced protein 1. NCBI's taxonomy places the organism in Eukaryota, Viridiplantae, Streptophyta, Magnoliopsida, Nymphaeales, Nymphaeaceae. Bases 280 to 609 code for a protein of 109 amino acids. The record is from RefSeq and is a predicted model, not a curated record. The transcript has a single exon.
UGCGGCAUUGCCAUUUCCAUUCUCAAGCUUCGUCGUCUCGAAGCACAGAACAGGCGGCCUUUCCGAUCGAGUCGUCGUCUUCUUCUUCUUCUUCUUCUUCUUUCUUUCUUUCUCCAAGAACUGGCUAACUUAGCGUGUGAAUCGAGUCUGGAGGAGGGCAACCGGGAGAGGGUGCGAGCGCUCUACGACGCGUUGAGCGGCGGCGACGCGGAGGCGGUGCAGCAGUUGCUGGCACCUGACAUUGAGUGGUGGUUCCAUGGGCCGCCGGCUUGCCAGUAUAUGAUGCGCAUGCUCACCGGCCAGCAGCAGAGCGACGAGUCUUUCCAGUUCGAGCCGUCGUCCGUCACUGCGAUCGGCGACUGCACCGUCGUCGCGGAGGGGCGGAACGCCAGCCUCGUUUGGGUGCACGCCUGGACGGUCGCGGAUGGGGUAAUCACCCAGGUGCGCGAGUACUUCAACACCUCGCUCACCGUCACCCGCUUCGCCGCCCCGUCCUCCUCCUCCACCUCCUCCUCGUCCAAGCGGUCGGCUCAUUGCCUGCCACUGUGGCAAAGCAGUUCGCCGAGGGGUACGGCCAAGUCCAUGCCCGCCCUUGUUCUCGCCAUCUAAGGAGAAGACUGGAAUCUCUAUCUGUCGCUUGCGCGUGUCUUUCUGAGAGACGGUCGUAAACCGGCAGUUCCUCCGAUGGGAUAGAACCCCCUUCUUUUCUGCUUCCUCUGUUGGUUGAUUCUGCUUUUGUUUUUGUUAAGGAUAGUUAGGUUGCUUUCGCGUCCGUUGGUUGUUUUCUCAUUUUCCUUGUUCUGCUGUCCCCUGUGUUUUUGCGUCUUCCUUUUUCGUGUCUUAUGGACAGAAGUUGGAUUCCUGUCGAUGUUUGGUGUUGUAGUAUUGUUUCUCUGAGUUCAAUGAAAGGCUUUCAUGGCUUUGUUUUAAACAUAACGAGAAGAG